AUGAAAAAAAAAACUUUAGGCAUGAGACGAAUAAAUCGUGUAGAAUCAAUAAAUAUUGAUGCUGAUGAAUUAACACAUGCCGUGGUGACAACUACUACACAAAUACGUAUUAUACGACAAAUAGAAAUGACACCGACGAAUGAAGCAGUUUCUCGGUUACAUUCUACUCUUACUCAAUUAUAUACUGAUCAUGUAAGAUUUUCACCAACAAUCUGGACAAAUAUGCAUCGUGUUCCCACACUUAUAACUACUAAACGUUCGCAGAAAAUAUUAUGGUUUAUUGGUUGUUUGUUUAUCAGUGUUGGAAUAUUCGCUCUUUCAGUUGUAAUUAUUGGUUUAACAAUUGCUUUUAGAAAAAUUAAUAUUGUUAGAGAAACUGAUAUUGAAAGAUACGAUCUAGGUGAUUUAUAUUAUGGUAUAAAUAAUGUAAAUCAAAUAAAUUAUUCGUCUAAUACUUAUCUAUCAAAUGAUAAUAAAAUAUUAAUUGAAAAAUAUUUUUCCAAUCAAUUACUUAACGAACCGGGUUAUCGUAAUUUAUUUAUUGAAAGAAUUUUUAUUCAAGAUCAAUCCAUUACAAAUGAACAAAAACAACGAUCAUGUUCGAUUAUUCUAAUUAUUGAGAAUAUUCAAAUUUAUUUCGAUCAAUGUUCAAAUUGUACAAUCGAACGUAAUUUUAUCUUACGCCAUUUAUUUUUUAAUAUAACUUCUUUUCGACAACCAUUUUAUUUAUUAUUAAAUAACCUUCGUAUAUCUAUACAAAUUUGUUCAACAUUAAAUAUAUUUCGUUCUAUUGGACCAAUACGAUUCAAUAUUUCGUACGAACAUAAAAUAAAUUCAAGUCUUUUAAUAAACAAUAAUAAUUUGAAAUAUAUUUCUUCAACAAUGAAAAAUAUUUUAUUACCAUUAAAAAUAAAUUCAUCAAGUAUUACAACAAAUUCUAUUAAAAUUAAUCCUACUAUGUUAACGAUUCCAUUUGAAAGAAUUAUUGAUUCAACAUCAACAAUCCAUCUACUUGAAACUACUAAUUCAAUAAGUUAUUUAGAACAAUCGAUAAGUUCUACAAUAGAUGAUUUAUCAACAAUAACAGAUUUCAACUCAUUUCAAACACAAGAAAUAUCCUCAGCUGUUUUCAAUGAAAUUCAAACAUCUAAUUAUAUCGAAGAAACUACUCAAUCGCCAAUAUAUAUUUCAACUUCAAUAAAACUAGCAACUAACAUUCAACAACAAUCAUCAAUUAAAUCAAGUGUUACAACUAAAAGUUCUUUUGAAAAAACAACUCCGAGCAUGUUUGAAUUUUUACCAUUCAGACCAUCUAAAACUAUUUUUCCUUGGCAAAAUACUUCAUCUAGUCGGUUUAUGACAUGA
Molecule: messenger RNA, 1365 nt
Organism: Rotaria sp. Silwood2
Lineage: Eukaryota; Metazoa; Rotifera; Eurotatoria; Philodinida; Philodinidae
Source: the annotation of a GenBank genome assembly